Molecule: messenger RNA, 458 nt
Organism: Rubroshorea leprosula
Lineage: Eukaryota; Viridiplantae; Streptophyta; Magnoliopsida; Malvales; Dipterocarpaceae
Source: the annotation of a GenBank genome assembly
AUCCAUUCUCAUAUGUGGUUCUGCUUGGUUCAUUUCACAAAAGAAGUGUGGGUGUAGGAAAGAUAGGGAUUUGGAAAGGGUGAUAUUGUUUGCUAGCGCAUGCAUGUUUGGCAACCCUUGAAAGAGGGUGCCAAGGUCGGCAAAUGCAGGGGCGUGCGGGAUGGUGUGGAUAGAUAAUGAGAUCUGGGUCUAUUAGGAAAACUGUGAAGGAGGACGAUGAUUUGUUGUUUGAGCGGGACUUGCUUGAGGAUUUGAAGGAGCAGUUAACUAUAUGGGUUUUGCUCAAAUGAGUGAGUUUGAUAAUUGAUACUUUAAUUUGCAGCCUUAUAAUCACAUAUUCUUAAGAAAGAAAUUCUUUGGAAACUUAUGUUUGUGGAAAUGAGAAAUCUUGAUUUUGUUACUUAUAUGUAGGAGGUUGAUAUCAAGGUGGAUUGUUAGAAUAAAUGUGUUUUUCAUUG